Clarias gariepinus (North African catfish) is the source of this 884-nucleotide messenger RNA. RefSeq lists its product as uncharacterized. The coding region runs from base 54 to 884 and encodes 276 amino acids. The transcript is spliced from 4 exons. NCBI's taxonomy places the organism in Eukaryota, Metazoa, Chordata, Actinopteri, Siluriformes, Clariidae. The record is from RefSeq and is a predicted model, not a curated record.
AUUCACAACAUGACCCACUUCUGUUUUUUCUCCUCUGUACUAAAAGUGUAAUAAUGAUGUUGAAGUGUUUAGUCCUUCUUGUUUUCUUCAUCAACAGUAACGAGGGACACACUGAAUUCAUUUAUACCACAAACAAUGAAGUUAAAUUGCAGUGCAGCACCAACAAAUGGCAAAUCAGCACAGAGUCUGACAACAGCAUUGAUGUGAACUGCACAGUGGAGUGUGUUAAUGGUGAAACACUCAAACUUAAUAAUAUCCAGAAUUUAUGCACAAAUAAACAAUCAUACAAAGUUGGUGAAAACUGUCUGCUAAUAGCAAGGAGUGGAUUUUUUCGAUGUGUUACUGCUCUGGAUUCUGGUUUCUUGUUUCCAUUCAAACCCAACACUGUCACGUCUUACAUAGUCGCCACUGCAAAUGAAGGAAUGACAACCAAGUCUGAGGAAAGAUCUUCAGUCGAACUAACUGAAGGUGAAGAUGUACUUUUAAACUGCAGUUUCAACUUUACAGAAAAAUACGACAACCAGAAUUUUAUACUGUACUGGAUCAAGACUAUUGGAAAGAGCAGUAGCUGUGUGUAUUCUUAUGAUUAUGUCUUAUUGGAGGGAAUAAAGUACGAUCAUCACUGCACUGUGCAAGAAGAACUGCGUUACAGAAUCUCAAACCAAACUGAAGGCAAAAACACCCAUAACAUCAGGAUCAGUAACGUAACAGAGUCAGAUGCUGGACAAUAUCUUUGUGCUUUACAAAUACAAGGAAAGUGGAAGAUCAUAAAGAAUAUUACAGUCAGUGAUUCUAAAACUAAAGCUGAAAAACAUAAAAACAGCACUGCACAAAGAAACAGGCUAGACAGUGAGCAAGAAGAACCAGGUGUGGAGACCACAUAA